CGCAAUUCCUGUUACACCCCUUUGGCAGUUGUCAAAAAUUUCCGAAAUGUUAUCACUGUUAUCAGCAAUUUCUACUCCUAUGAAAAAUAAAUGAUCACACAUUAAACCAAUAAAAUUCUUAUCUAAUCACAAAUGGAGACUAGCGCCAGUUUAUUUCGAAUUGUUCACAUGGUAAAGUGACGUAGUGGAGGUGUGUGCUUGCGGUUAACAGUUUUGAAGGUUAUAUACGAGAGAAAUGGUUUCUUCAGAUGAGGUUCCUCUAAUUGGAGUAAUAGACGCCGGCACUAGAACGGUCCAAUUUUGUGUUUUUCGUAGUCAGCAUACUCAGGAAAUAGCCGGUCAUGCCAUAGAUAUAACUCAACAUACACCUCAAGAAGGAUGGUUUGAGGAAGACCCAAAUGAAAUACUUCAGGCGGUGAAAACCUGCAUGAAGAACGUGGUGAACCAGAUAGGAGAUAAAGCCUGUAAAAACAUUACAACUAUUGGCAUUACCAACCAGCGAGAAACGACAGUUGUUUGGGAUAAAACAACAGGGCAGCCUCUAUAUAACGCAAUCGUUUGGAAUGAUAUCAGGACAGAUUCCACCGUAGACAUAAUUCUAGCAAAAGUACCUGAAAAUAAUAAAAAUUACUUUAAGCCACUUUGCGGACUUCCAAUUUCGCCGUAUUUUAGCGCGUUUAAAUUGAAAUGGCUAAUGCACCACGUGCCUGAAGUAAAGAAAGCGAUAAAGGCGAAAAAGUGCCUUUUUGGUACGGUUGAUACCUGGCUAUUAUGGAACUUAACGGGAGGUCCAAAUGGUGGACUGCACAUAACAGAUGUCACAAAUGCCUCAAGAACAUUCCUAAUGAACAUAGAGACUUUUCACUGGGAUCCUUUGCUUUUACACACCUUCAAAAUUCCAGAAGAAAUACUACCGGAAAUUCGCAGCAGUUCGGAAAUCUAUGGGAAAAUUUGUGGGGAAGAUUUUCCCCUGCAAGAAGUUCCGAUUUCAGGAAUUUUAGGUAACCAACAAUCGGCGCUAGUAGGCCAAAAUUGUUUCAAAGAAGGUCAAGCAAAAAAUACUUACCGUAGCGGAUGUUUCCUUCUAUAUAAUACAGGAACAAAUAGAGUACAAUCUAGUCAUGGUUUGGUCACGACAGUUGCGUAUAAAUUCGGAGAUUCUUCACCCGUAUAUGCCUUAGAAGGUAGCCUUGCCGUUGCCGGUUCUGCCCUAUCUUGGCUCAGAGACAAUAUGGGUUUCCUGAAAGACGUCCAUCAAGACACCGAACAUCUCGCCAAAGAAGUGUUCAACACUGGUGACGUUUAUUUCGUCCCAGCUUUUACAGGCCUUUAUGCACCUUACUGGCGGAAAGAUGCUAGAGGGAUAAUAUGCGGGUUGACGGCGUUUUCAACAAAGCAGCACAUCAUCAGAGCAGCUUUAGAGGCGAUCUGUUUCCAAACUAGGGAUAUUUUAGAAGCCAUGAAUAAAGAUUGUGGUAUUCCAUUAACGAAGUUAAACGUGGACGGGAGAUUAACGAGAAACGAUUUAUUGAUGCAGUUACAAGCUGAUAUUAGUGGUAUUCCUGUAAUUAGAGCUCAGAGUCAGGAUAUUACGGCUUUGGGAGUCGCUAUUGCGGCUGGACAAGCGAAAGGGAUCGAAGUAUGGGAUUUGAAUGCAGAAGACCGAGAGGUAAUUCCGAGUGAUACAUUCCUCCCUACAACGACAGAAGAUGAAAGAGACUCGAGAUAUACGAAAUGGAAGAUGGCAGUCCAGAGGUCACUAGGUUGGGCAGUUCCUAAGAAAACAUUCACCAUGACCGAGGAAAGAUACCGACUUUUGGCUAGCAUUCCAGGGAGUUUAUACAUUAUCGGCAGUUUUGGCCUUUUGGCCUUGUCAGAAUAUCUCGCAAUUAAAAAUUUGACCUAAGUAACAAAAUUGGCGUUUUGUAGCUAUUUAAUUUUUAAAUAAUGGCAAAGGACACAGUAGGUUAUUUGUUGAUAUUUUAUCUUUAUUGUUGUGUACUUAAUUUGCUUUGUUUGGUUAAAAUAAAUCUAUUAG
Molecule: messenger RNA, 2038 nt
Organism: Tribolium madens (black flour beetle)
Lineage: Eukaryota; Metazoa; Arthropoda; Insecta; Coleoptera; Tenebrionidae
Product: glycerol kinase-like
Exons: 10
Coding region: 236-1906 (556 amino acids)
Biological process (GO): glycerol-3-phosphate biosynthetic process; glycerol metabolic process; triglyceride metabolic process
Cellular component (GO): mitochondrion
Molecular function (GO): glycerol kinase activity
Source: RefSeq, a predicted model, not a curated record